This is a messenger RNA of Nasonia vitripennis (jewel wasp), 2331 nucleotides long. RefSeq lists its product as uncharacterized. The transcript has 5 exons. NCBI's taxonomy places the organism in Eukaryota, Metazoa, Arthropoda, Insecta, Hymenoptera, Pteromalidae. The coding region runs from base 1223 to 1972 and encodes 249 amino acids. The record is from RefSeq and is a predicted model, not a curated record.
GAUUUUGGUUAUUUAUAUUUCGUUUUGAGUAAAAUUUAUUGUUGUGACCGAGCCUGAACGUUGCGCGAUUCGAACACCAUGAAUCGCGCAUAGCUACCCUUAGCAACGAGAUCAAUGACGUCGCGGAUGUUGUUGUUUAGUUAGAGACUGAUUGUGACAGCUGCUGAGAGCAGACGUAUUCUACGUAUUAAAUAAAGAGUCUGAGUUUAUGUGUUCUUUUAUAAAUAGUGUGUACUUAUUUGUGUGAAUUGACCCGGACAUAACAUUUUGGGGGCUCGUCCGAGAUAAUUUAUUCAAACACCAUGAACGCCGAAUUGGAUUUUUGGUUAUGGAUUGCCUCACGGAUUGAUGAACAAGAAACGCAUCCUGUUGUACGUAGUAUCAGAGAGAAAGCUAUCAUGGAAAUCGCGAAGGUAGAUCAAUUUAGGAAAGAAACUGAGACAAGAAUAGAACCGCUUGAGACGGAAGUGAACGAUCAAGAAUUGGUCGAAAAAAUACUCUCAAGAACUGAUCUGCAAACUGAGCAACUACAGAAUGAAGAAUUAGCAAGGCAAUAUCAUUCAAGCUUGCUGCUCAUAAACGGCUGUGUCGAUUUGCUUGAAAAGCAAAAGGAUCUUCAACUACAAUUUAAACAGCUAAGUCAAUUGAACACAUACAUCACAAACACAGACAUAGACACAGACAUAAUCACUGAAGGGUCAAUUUUUGAUGAAUCGAAUUUAGUUGAUACACAUUUGAUACAUGUCAAGAAGGAAUUAGAAUUACCAUCUAACAACACAGUUAAACACCAGAAUGUGUCAUCGAUGAAUGCCGCUGUUGAUGACACUAUUCUAAAACUACAUAGACGUGGAGAUACACUUAAAAAGAUCAAAAAGACAGAUUUAGAUUAUUUCCAAAAUUCUAUGAGUUUGACAAAGAAAGAUGCGAUACUGCAGAUGUUGGGUUCGUUCCGUUUCAGACCAGCAAAAUCCGGUUCGAAAGGUUUAUUGAGUGAGAUGUCGUCGCUCACAUCUUUGCCGUUCGAUGGAGGAGGUCGGAUACGAAUGAUGACAUCAUGCACAUCCACGCCGUUCGAUGGAGGAGGCUGUUCCUGUAAUGACACGUACCAACAACGACGAAAGAUCCUGAUUAAGACAUUUCACCCGAUUGAGACGCAUCAACCCGAAUGUGACCGAAUCAAACCGAUUUAUGAAGACUACUCUGCUCACGGUUCUUUUGAACCAUGGUUUUUCCCGUGAGCGUGAAGCUAGCAUUGGUGGCGGCCUUGGCCGUGACAACAACGAGGGCGUCGCAUCAAUUCUCGUAUGGCAACGGACCCCUUUAUCCGAUUCAGGCGAGGUUGAUCUCACAGUCUGUGCAUCUGAACGAAGUGCCGACAAAAAUCAUCAAAAUCACCAAGACGGUCGCAGUCAAGGUCCCCGUGCCGUAUCCUGUAAAGAUUCCGCACCAUAUACCGGUGCCAGUACCGGUAAACCACCCGAUCGCGGUACCCGUUCCUCAGAUAGUGAAAGUUCCGCAUCACGUGCCAGUGGAAGUCGAGAAGCCGGUCCCGGUGGAGCUUCCUCAACAGGUACCGCUCUACCUGACCAAGACGCUGGCUCUGCCUCAUCCGGUUCCGGUGCCCCAGCCCGUGGCCAUCAACAGGCCGGUCUACUACCCGGUGCCUCACCCGGUGCCUUAUCCCGCUCAUCACGACGAUCAUCACCAUCACCACCGUCACCACGCUCACCACGGCGAUCACGGACAUUCGUUUCAUCACCAUUGGAAUCACUCUCCUUCACUGUAUUCACAUCCACAACAACACGAAGUGCACGCUAGUCUCUACGCCAAGACGACAGACUUUGACGCAAAAGAAGGAGCCGAGAAUGACGAAAACGCCGAUGAGAAGGCGGAGAGUCAACAGGCAGCCGAUACGCAUCAUGGGUACGGCUACUUCCGACCAUCGCAACCGGAUUACGGUUCUGAGCCCUAGGCUUUCGAGAGCGAUAUCAAAAAGCCGAGCAUACAACUUUUCUACAUUUAUAAUAUCCAAAUUGAUUCCUGUCUAGAUAAAAAAGUUUCACUGUGCCAAACAACUGAGUAUCGUGGAAACGAUUUUCCGAUUUGAAAGCAGGUGUAAGAAAUACAUACUCAUCAUCUUCAUAAAUCGUAUAUUAGAAUAUCGUACAAAAGAAGAUAAAGAUAGUAUUUUGUUUCGAAAGAGAAUCCUGUUAAGUUUUUUCCUCUUCAUUGUUGUUGAUCCGCACUGUUAUUAUUGUUAUUAAAUAGAUAUGCCAUAGCGUAUUUUGUAAAUAUAAAAGUUUUUGUACAAUAAAAUACCUAAAAACAUAA